Oncorhynchus mykiss (rainbow trout) is the source of this 2682-nucleotide messenger RNA. NCBI's taxonomy places the organism in Eukaryota, Metazoa, Chordata, Actinopteri, Salmoniformes, Salmonidae. The record is from RefSeq and is a predicted model, not a curated record.
AUGACGUUAUGUACGGGAAGAAGGGGGACAGGAAAGAAGAGAAAAUCCAAGCCCGAGGUAGUAGUCCUACAAGGAGACGUAGCCGCGUCCUCGUCCUCUACAGCAGAGGAAGAAAUAGCGACCCAACGUUUACUACAGAUAUUCCAGGAAACCACCGAUGAAGACACAUGUGAAGGGUUAUACACAACGCAGGAAGAAAGGAGCAACCAGGCGCUAAGGGAUAUAUUUGAAGCUCCAUCCGAGGAGGGAACCUGGAAGGGAUUCUCCUCGGUCACCCCUGAUGGGGAUGUGGAACAUCCUCCACAUCCCUCUACCGAGGUCGACCUGCCCCAGGAAUUAAAGGGACAGUUCGGCACCUCGCAGCAUAGAAACCCAGACCUAAGGGAGGCCAUGAGGAAGGUGAAGGUGAUCGACGGGAGGAACGUCGACGGAUCAGAGACUCCCUUUGAACGCAUAGCUAUGGACCUCGUAGGACCCCUCCCAAAAUCCGCCAGAGGACACGAGUACAUCCUAGUGGUUAUAGAUUACGCUACCAAGUUCCCGGAGGCCAUACCCCUGCGUAACAUGUCGUCAAAGGGAAUUGCCAAGGAGUUAUUCCUGAUGUUCUCUCGUGUGGGCCUCCCCAAGACUAUCUUAACCGAUCAAGGAACCCCGUUUAUGUCCCGGUUGAUGAAGGACUUGUGUCGGUUAUAUCAGGUUCAACAGAUACGUACAAGCAUAUUCCACCCUCAAACAGACGGAUUGUGUGAACGCUUGAACAAAACGAUUAAAAGCAUGUUGAGAAGAGUGGUGUCCCGAGACGGGAAAAACUGGGACAUGCUUCUCCCACACUUAAUGUUUGCCCUGCGAGAAGUACCCCAGGCAUCCACUGGAUUCUCUCCGUUUGAAUUGCUCUAUGGCAGACCCUGUCGAGGGAUCCUCGACUUAGCCAAGGAGACCUGGGAGACCCAACCAUGCCCCUUUCGAUCCACAAUAGAACACGUUACCCUGAUGAGAGACCGCCUGUCAGCAGUGUGGCCCAUAGUCAAGGAGCAUAUGGAGAAGGCCCAAAGGACCCAAGGCCGGGCCUAUGAUAAGUCCGCGACCCCCCGUGAGUUCACCGUGGGAGAGAAAGUGAUGGUGCUUGUGCCCACGGCCGAACAUCGCUUGCUGGCGCAGUGGAGGGGGCCCUACGAGGUAAUGAAAAGGGUCUCACCGGUCAAUUACCUCAUCAAGCAACCUGACAGGAGGAAGAAGGUCCAACUCUAUCACAUAAACCUGCUGAAGACGUACCAUGGACGAGAGGAGGAGGUGGCUUUGAUGGCCCUGGAGGGCAAAGGAAAAGAGGAGGCUCUACCACAGGUGCGCCGUGGCCAAACUCUCCUACCGGAGCAGUCAAGACAGCUAGACAAGUUGAUUAUGAACUUCGGUCGAAUAUUCUCUCCAUUCCCAGGACAAACAGAUGUCCUGUUCCACCAUAUCCACACUGAACCCGGCAAGAAGGUGCAUAUCCACCCUUACAGGAUUCCUGAGGCUCGCCGAGUCAUCGCUAAGAAAGAGGUGAGGGAAAUGUUGAGGAUGGGCGUGAUCGAGCCCUCGACGAGUGAGUGGUCCAGUCCCAUAGUCCUGGUCCCCAAAUCCGAUGGUAGUAUGAGACUCUGCAACGACUUUAGGGGCGUGAAUGCCAUCUCUACAUUCGAUGCGUAUCCCAUGCCCCGCGUGGAUGAACUCUUGGAGCGCUUAGGAAAGGCCAAGUUCAUCACUACCCUGGAUUUGACGAAGGGAUAUUGGCAAGUGCCGGUGGCUCCGGAGGAUCGCCCAAAGACUGCCUUCGCCACCCCAGAGGGGCUUUUCCAGUAUGUGAGGAUGCCCUUCGGACUGCACGGUGCCGCUGCAACUUUCCAACGCCUCAUGGAUGCCAUUCUACGGCCCCAUCAAGAGUAUGCAGCGGCGUACAUAGACGAUGUGGUCAUCCACAGCGAGGACUGGGAUAGUCACCUCCUGCGAUUACGGGCGGUGCUCGUGAGUUUGGAAGCCACAGGGUUGACAGCCAAUCCAAAUAAAUGCUGCCUGGGACUGUCCGAAGCGGAAUACACCGUGGGGAAUGGGAAAAUACGCCCACAGGCAGAGAAGACAAGGGCAAUUCGUGACUGGCCUCGACCCCGGAGCAAGCGAGAUGUUCGGGCCUUCUUAGGGAUAACAGGAUAUUAUCGCCGUUUUAUCCCGGGAUAUGCAACCAUUGCCAACCCCCUCACAAACCUCAUCAGGAAAAACCUGCCAAACCAGGUAGAGUGGAAAGACGAGACGGAAGAGGCCUUUCAAUUGCUAAAAGAUGGCCUGUGUUCUGAUCCCGUUUUACAGGCUCCGGACUUCUCACAAGAGUUCAUUGUGCAGGUCGACGCCUCGGAUACAGGGCUCGGGGCCGUACUAGCUCAGGGUAAAGGUGAAGAAGAGAAGCCGAUUCUCUUCAUUAGUAGGAAGCUCAGCGAUCGGGAACAGAGGUAUUUGACCGUAGAGAAUGAGGCCUUAGCCAUCAAGUGGGCCCUCGAUUAUCUCCGGGCCGGAUCGAGGAACGGGAAUGCAGACGCGCUGUCCCGACGCGAGCAAGACGGUGCGUCUGGCGUCCGACCCUCCGGUUCGGUCCUGGGGGGGAAGAAGUCAGAGCCGCCCAACGGCAGCUCAUCUGCAACUCUCCUACCCUGA